AUGGCGCACAGGGCUUCCCUUGGGGUCUUGCAGGCCAACCUGAACCACUGCCGCCGGGCACAGGACCUUAUGGUCCACUGCCUGGCGGAGUGGCGGGUUGAUCUAGCGGUGGCCACGGAGCCGUACCAAGUCCCCGACCAGACACAUUGUUUCGGGGACGAGGACGGCCUCGUGGCAAUGUGGUACCGUCGCCGUUCGGCGACUGUUCCCCUCUGCACCGUGGUCGAACGGAGCAGAGGGAUGGUUUUGGUAAAAUGGGGAAGGUUCCUAAUCGCAGGAAGCUACAAUUCACCCAAUUGUAGUGCUGCCAAACUCGGGAGGUCUUUGGACCGGCUGAAGGCUAUGUUAGCUCCCUAUAUGGCCGACCCAGUGCUGGUCCUCGGGGACCUCAAUGCGAGGUCCACCGCGUGGAGUAACCCGAGGACCGGCUCCCGAGGCGGAGCGCUGCAGGAUUGGGCGGAUGGGAUGGAGCUCCGGUUAUUAAACCGGGGCUCCGUACCAACGUGCGUGAGAUGA
Hylaeus anthracinus is the source of this 516-nucleotide messenger RNA. RefSeq lists its product as uncharacterized. The record is from RefSeq and is a predicted model, not a curated record. Lineage: Eukaryota; Metazoa; Arthropoda; Insecta; Hymenoptera; Colletidae. Gene Ontology annotation, molecular function: catalytic activity. The transcript has a single exon. Bases 1 to 516 code for a protein of 171 amino acids.